Aspergillus fumigatus Af293 is the source of this 597-nucleotide messenger RNA. RefSeq lists its product as uncharacterized. The transcript has a single exon. Lineage: Eukaryota; Fungi; Ascomycota; Eurotiomycetes; Eurotiales; Aspergillaceae. The coding region runs from base 1 to 597 and encodes 198 amino acids. The record is from RefSeq and is a predicted model, not a curated record.
AUGGCUAUCCGAGAAGCACUUACUCGAGCCGAUCCGGCAAAGAGAAGCUUUCGGAGUAACCAGGAGAUCUGCGUUUCUGCGGACCAUUUGAUCCGGUCUAUCGUGGAGUGCAUCGAGGAUAUGAUCUUACUGACCUCUAAAGAAAAGACCUCGUGGAGACAGAAACUGGCCACUGCUCCCAGGUUCAGGCAUCGAACGCCACCGCCAGAUCCUGAUAUGAUUCUGGGCAAGCUGGAAGAGGCUCUGGAGGAAUUCGAGCGCGUGAUCGAUCAGGUACGGAAUAAUGUUAUUGAAGGUACAGGACUUCUGACUCAGUCAAUGGCAAUGAGACUGCCUGUCAUGAAUCGCAGUAUUCUGGAGACAAAUGAGAGCCUUAGAGUGUUCGAUGAGAAGCAGGAUGAACGGGAUAAGGACUACAAAAGGGGCUAUGAUGCUCUCUACAACUUACUCCAUCAAAUUAGGGCAGAUAUACAGAAUAUCGCUGCAAGGGAGAACAAUAGACAGAACAUGCAAGGGGAUGAUCAGGUUAUAACAAGAAAUGAAGUCCUCCAAAUCUUGCUGGAAUCCAAGAGUAGGGCGGAAUUUACCUUGUUUUGA